Panicum hallii is the source of this 1710-nucleotide messenger RNA. RefSeq names its product aromatic aminotransferase ISS1. The transcript has 10 exons. Gene Ontology annotation, molecular function: pyridoxal phosphate binding; catalytic activity. The coding region runs from base 191 to 1375 and encodes 394 amino acids. NCBI's taxonomy places the organism in Eukaryota, Viridiplantae, Streptophyta, Magnoliopsida, Poales, Poaceae. Gene Ontology annotation, biological process: biosynthetic process. The record is from RefSeq and is a predicted model, not a curated record.
CCCCCCUCGAAUCUUUCAGUUUUUUUUCUGUCUUGAUGUGUCUUUGUUUAGAUGUUGCCUGGUUGGGGCAGGAGACUUGGGACCAGAGGGGUGGGGAGUUGGUGAGCGAGCUCGGGAUCAGCGGGUGACCCCAAAGUUCUUGGCUUUUCUACUUGGAAGGGGGGGUGCAGGGGAGAGGAGAGGAGGAAGCAUGGGUAGCUUCGCGAAGCUGGCUAGGAGGGCGGUGGAGACGGACGCGCCGGUCAUGGUGAAGAUACAAGAACUGCUUCGAGGGGCCACGGACGUGAUGUCGCUUGCCCAGGGAGUUGUUUACUGGCAACCUCCUGAGUCAGCUAUGAAUAAGAUUGAAAAAAUCAUCAGGGAACCAGCAGUCAGUAGAUAUGGUUCUGAUGAUGGACUUCCUGAACUUCGUGAAGCACUUCUCGAAAAGCUACGCAGAGAGAAUAAGCUUACCAAGUCAUCAGUUAUGGUCACUGCUGGUGCAAAUCAGGCUUUUGUGAACUUGGUCCUCACUCUUUGUGAUGCUGGUGAUUCCGUUGUCAUGUUUGCACCAUAUUAUUUCAACGCCUACAUGUCAUUCCAGAUGACAGGUGUUACUGACAUAUUAGUUGGUGCUUGCGACCCCAAGACACUUCAUCCUGAUGUUGAUUGGUUGGAGAAGGUUCUGAAAGAAAAUGGCCCUAUCCCUAAACUUGUUACUGUUGUGAAUCCGGGGAAUCCCUCAGGAGCUUUUAUUCCCAGGCCUAUGCUUGAGAGAAUUUCAGAUCUUUGCAAAAAUGCUGGUGCAUGGCUUGUUGUUGACAAUACCUAUGAAUACUUUAUGUAUGAUGGAAUGGAGCACUAUUGCUUAGAAGAUAAUCAUAUUGUCAACCUCUUCUCAUUCUCGAAGGCUUAUGGAAUGAUGGGGUGGCGUGUGGGAUACAUUGCAUUUCCAAAUGAAGCUGAUGGCUUCCAUGAUCAGCUUCUCAAAGUGCAAGAUAACAUACCUAUCUGCGCUUCCAUCAUCGGGCAGCGUCUGGCACUCUACUCACUUGAGGCUGGACCUGCGUGGAUCAAAGAAAGGGUGAAAGACUUGGUGAGAAACCGAGAGCUGCUCGUGGAGGCGCUGUCUCCGCUUGGCGAGGACAAUGUCAAGGGUGGGGAGGGCGCCAUUUACCUCUGGGCAAAGCUACCGGACAACUGCUCGGAUGAUUUUGAAGUUGUCAGGUGGCUCGCAAACAAGCACGGGGUCGCUGUGAUCCCCGGGAGCGCCAGUGGAGGUCCUGGAUACAUCCGCGUCUCCUUUGGUGGGCUCAAGGAGGAAGAUACCAGGCUUGCUGCAGAGAGGCUGAGGCGCGGCUUGCAGGAGCUGGUGGCGGAUGGAAUGGUACAGUAACCGCCCAUUGGUGUAAGUAAAAGCUUAACAUUCAAGUUUUACAGGACUCCGAUUUUCCAAUGGUAUAAAAAUUCGUCUGGGAUUAAUCCGAGAGAAGAAAAGGACCUAUUUUCAAGAAUACAAUGUUGUUCACAAGGGCAAUUGGUGGAACGAGAACUGGGACAGAAUAAAAGGCAUCCAGCCUGCAGAGUAACCUAUGUUAUAAAUAGCAUAUCACCAUUGAGUACUUGUUGCUGUUUGACUUCCAGUUUUACAUUUUACUGAUGACAGCAAUUGUACACAAACCUAAGUACAAGACUAUAAGAGUUAUGAGCUGUUCUUGACAUGCUUCCCUC